This is a messenger RNA of Larimichthys crocea (large yellow croaker), 7202 nucleotides long. It is a transcript of the gene jakmip1, whose product is annotated as janus kinase and microtubule interacting protein 1. Gene Ontology annotation, molecular function: kinase binding; GABA receptor binding; microtubule binding. Lineage: Eukaryota; Metazoa; Chordata; Actinopteri; Sciaenidae. The coding region runs from base 783 to 5954 and encodes 1723 amino acids. The transcript is spliced from 19 exons. The record is from RefSeq and is a predicted model, not a curated record.
AAAUGUGCACUUUUGCAGAAGACCCUUACCUGGAAUGCAAACAUAUUUGAAAAUGUACUAAAUAAGCAGAUAUACAUGAGAUUAAAGUGAGAUUUAUUUAUAAAUGACAUUUACUAUAGUGGUUCUUGGACCUGGAACAUAAAACUUUAACUCCUCUGUGAGAAGCAAACACUUGGAUUUACUGAGAGAAAACUCUGAAUCAGAGGAUUUAUUAAAGGGAGGAGAGCCUCGGCUGACAACGGAACAAUGGAAAAGAAAAAAGAAAAAGGAGGGAGGAGAAGAGGAGUGAAAGUGCAGGGCUGAGUGAGGGGGUGAACAAGCUGAGCGCCAACUGGAUAUGGAGGAUUCUGGCAAAGCCCAGCGUCUGUGGCAUUUCCAAGGAAACAGCAGGGCAACCGAGUUCACAAGCUGAGAAGCUGAACUUACUGGAAGCUUCUCCAUGUACUGAGAAGAUGAACCUACAAUCAGUGGAGCGAAAAGAUCAGGUAAAACUCUCCUAGUGGGCACAGGCAGUCCAAUGGAGGAUCACAUGACCUCAUCAGACACGACGGGUACCGGAAGCAGCUCGUUUACCAUGGUAACCGACUCAGCAGGAACUGAUCCGGAUCUAGAGUUGGACCUGUGUGCUCUGUGUGACAGAGUGAAGGUCCUGGAGCAGAAUGAAGUUUCAGCCCUCCAGACUGACAGCUACCUGAGGAACAGGAUCAGAGAGUAAGAGAGGUUCAGAGAGGAGACUGCUGCUACAGCUCUAUCAGCUAGCCUCUACCUCCCACUUCCCCAGCAUGCAACACUCCCAGAGGCUGGACCAGAGACUCUACAUGCUCAGGGAGGAGGUCAGGACAAUGACCAAGGAGAAGGAGCAAGGGGAGCGGGUUUGGAGGGAUCGACUGCAGCGAUGUCAGAGGCAGCUGAAGGCCAAAGAGGAUGAGAUGAGUCGCCAGUCCCAGUACUUUGAAAACUUUAAAACCCAACUUCAACAGAAGCUCAGCCUAGCCCGGGACAGAGAGCAGAGCCUACAGAAUCGAAUCUACACUUUAGAAAAGCAGCUAUUAGACAUGACUGUGAGUGCCGCCACUGGUAUGGGAACGAUUAGUGCGGUCAGAAUUACUGCCGGGACUGUAACACACUGGGAAGAGCAAGUAAGGCUACCUUUCAUGAGAGGAGAGGGUGAAGGAGAAGAGGAGAGAAGCCAGGAGAGACCGGUCAAAGACGCAAAACAGAGUGCAAAAGAAGCCAGACUGCAUGGCUUCAUCCUGAGCCUGCAGGAGGAUCUCAAGGUGCUGCUGGAAAGAGAGGAGAAUGGCAUGACAGAACGGAGGGGACUGGUGGAGCAGCUCCAGGAGGCCCAGGAAAACAGCCACUUUCUGGGCUGCAAGGUGGAGGAGAUGAAGGCAGAGGCGCACCAGUUGAAGUUGUCUGAAAGCUUCUUGAUGGAGGAAGUUGAAGAGCUGAGAGAGGAGAACCACAGACUCAAGGAGGUCCUUGGGGACACAGCUAACCAAACACCCAGUCAGUCUUCCACAGUCCCUGGGUCCACAUGCCCGGAUCCAGGAACCAGCUUGCCUGACUGCAGUCCUGUGUCUUCCAACACUCUCUCGUAUACUGCCACCUCAGUGGGGAGCUCUGGAGAGGUCCAUCUAACCUCCUAUGAGGGAACAAGCCAACCUCAGUCAUCUACAGUUUUACCUGUUCACCACCAGGCUACAUCAGAGAGUGCUCAGAACAAAAAGGAGGAUCACUCCUCAUCUGCCAAAUCAGAAACUCCACCCAAAAACGGCCCUCUGAACCUCUUUCACCACCGUGGUACCCAAAUCAACCCCAGCCUCAAGUCACUUUCCUUGACUACAGAGACAUUAGAUGAGUUUACACUGGGGACCUGGUGCUCAAGAGGGAUCCUAAACCUGGAGGAAAGCCCCAGUGAGGAGUCGGAUGCCCUAAGGGAAGCCUACAGGAGCUUGGGGUUGGGGGAGGAUCUUGAAGCACUUCGAGAACAACGUGACCGCCUGGAGGUUGCCCUUCAGCAAACGCGGGAGCAGCUGCAGAUGAUGGCUCAAGAGAAUACUCGACUGAAAUUACAAUUUAGUAAAGAGACAGCUGAGCAGGGGCCUUCAAGAGAAAAGAUUAGCGCAUUACCCAUCAGCAACGGAGCUGAAGAUAACAACAUUCUCACCCUUGCCCAGGAUGAUCUUGUCCAAGCCCUGAAUCAGGAGAAUCGGGCCCUGGCGGAUCGGAUCCAAGACCUCCUGGCUCACAUUGAGCUCAGAGAAGAGGAGAUCAAGAGGGAAGAAACACAGUUGAGGGAGCAUAUCUCCAAGUUAGAGGUGGAUGGAGUCAGGUUAGAGCAGGAGAACCAGGAACAAGGGUGUUUGAUUAUAGAACUCACCAAGAAGACCGAGGAUGAUCUCAAUACCAUCAUGGAGCUACAGCAAAAGUUAGCGGAGAGUGAACAGCAUAAGGAGGAAUCACAGGUUGAUGAGAAACUGUGUGGAUCUCAGCUGCAAAAUGAAUAUACAGCUGCAAUAUCAGGAUGUUUUCAACAGAACAACCUCGAAGAGUGUGUGGACAGUGUGGUGGAAAGUGUGCUGAAAGGAGAAGAACCACAGCUGAUGUCCCGUCAACAACCAGGGGAUUCGACUACAGCUUCUGCACCUGGUUCUCAACAUGAUAAUCACGAUAAUCAGUUGCAGAACGGCCUACAAAGCAGUCUGCAUGUUAGUUCACUGACUGAACAAGUGGGCCAGCUGACCAAGUCAGUCCAGAGCCUCAAAACGGAGCAAGAGGAACUGUUGGCUUGCAUAAAUUCUCUUAGAGAGCAGCAGAAAGAAGUAACUCAGUCAGUUCAAACACAGACAGAAGUAAAACAGCAGUUAACUCGGACAGUUUGGGGCCUGAAGGAGGAGAAAGACAGCAUCUCUAAAUCUCUGGCUCUUCUCAAACAAGAGAGAGAGCAGCUUACCAGGACAGUCUGCGGGCUGAGAGAUGAAAGGGACCAGUUUACAAGGUCUAUGAGCGGCCCCAAAGAGGAGAAAGAGCAGCUGAGUAAAUCUAUAUCUGGUCUCAAAGGAGAAAAAGAGAAACUGUUAGAAUCUCUCUCAAGUGGAAAGGAAGAGAGAGAUCAAAUUAUGCGGUCACUAGAAAGUUUACAGACAGAGAGCGACAGGUUAAGCAAGACAGUGCUCUGUUUGAAACAGGAGAGAGACGAACUAUCCGAUUCCCUCAAGGGUCUGAAGGAACAGAGAGAAAAGGAACAGUCGUCUUACACUUUACAAGAAGAUCACAACGGGUUGAUAAAAUCAGUUAGGAGUCUGAGAGAAGAAAAAGAAGGAAUUGAACUUUCAAUCAGUUGUUUGAAAAAGGAAGAAGGACAGAUAAAGCUACUACUCCAUGGCUUAAGAGAGGAAAGAAACAGCCAUGAAGCUGCACAAGCAGAAGAGAGGAAUCAGAAACAGCAUCUACUGAAUCCAAACAGUGCUGUUACAACAGAGAAGACUGGGACAGAAAAUGCUACACAAAGAUGUCAGACUAAAGACCACAGAGGAAACGUUGUACAGCUGGAGCAAAGUGAUCUGAUGAGGGAGAUUGAAGCCUUGGGAGCAGAACUAAAGAGGUCACGAGACGAACUGGACCAGAGCCACGUAGAUACCGAAAGGCUGCACAGUGAAUUGUGUCAAUCAGAAGCUGGGAGAGAGGAGGCAGAGAGAAAGGCAGCACAAGCAGCCGACAAGUUGGUGAGGCUAACAGAAAUAGCCAAUCACAUGGAGGAAACCACAAAGGAAAAUGACGGCCUCAUAAACCAGGUGAAGGAGCUGCAGAGCAAACUGACAGGCCUGGCCAGGGAGAAGACUUUUGCUCUGUCACUGAAGGCACAAAUAGAGGAGCAAUACAACAUCCUUACAGCUCAGCUCAAAGCUAAGACGGUGGCUCUAGAGGAGCUAAACUCAGAGUAUAUUGCUCUAAAACGAGGGCAGGGCAGCAAGGAUGAUCUGAGCACUGUUCUCAUCUCACUCAGGACACGAUACAACGACAUCAGAGCUAAGUAUGAUGCGCUGCUGAAAAAGAGGGGCCAGACGGAUUUGGAUACAGCUCCAUUAAAGGCCAAGCUGUCUUGCCUGGUGGUGAAGUGUCAGGAAAGGAACAGCUUGUUGGUUCAGAUGAUGAAGGCCAUGCAUAGACAAGGCUGCGUGGACUCCACACUCAGACAGCAGGUUGAGCAGCUUCUCAGUGAUGCUGCUCUUCAGGACUACACUGCAGCAUUCACACCAGGGAGCAACAUAAAGACCCGGGAUUACAGUACGGGGUUUACACCAGGAUUCAUUUCAAAAUUUCAAGAUUACACCAAUGGACUCACACCUGAUCAGACCUGCUCCACUAUACCUGGACUUGUUAACCAAAAUAGAUUCACACCUGAAUCUGGAGUGAAACUAAAAACUGAAAAACAGACUUCUUUAGUCACCGCUGAAUCCACGUCAAAUCGUCAAACCCGCAGCAGUGAACUCACACCUGCACCAACAGGAACGCUAAAGAAAAAUGCCAACUCACCUGUGCCAGCUUCACCAGUGCAAGAGCAUGUCAGUGUCCAAACAGCGCCAUCACCUGUUGGUCCAGCAAAGAAAGAGAACUCGAUCACCAGUACAGCACAGCCUUCUCCCUCCUCCAGUGGACCAGUCCAAUUAACCAGUCCAAACCAGUCUGAGAAACUUGGAUUUCAUCAUCCAGAUGUGAAAGGGACAUCCUCCCCAGAUUUGACUAGUUUGACUGGAUCCUCACGGAGUUCCACUCCUCCUUCCUCCAGCUCGCGUGUCAGUCUGGGCAGGAGGUUGAGUAGUCCUGAGAAGAUCAUAAACCUACACGAGCAACUGCAGAAAACUCUAAUGAGCAGUUAUCAGGCACCAGUGAGCAGAGGAAGAGGACAGCAACCCCGGACAAGUGUCUCUUUUUCAGCUCCUACAGAUCUUGGACUGGCCUCUCAGACAAAGAAGCAGAGCCUCAGUUUUAGUACACCACAGUCCAGCUCUCUCCCAGUCACCACUGCUUACAGCCCAGCGAAGCACACUCCUGCAUUGACAACUACAUCUGUUUCCACUAAUAAGUCAACAACACUUUUUAAUGCAGUCGCCUCUAGAUCUGCUAAUGUUACAUUUAGUCCCAACAUGUUCACUAACCAUCACUUUAGAGCAGACGCCUGUAAAUCCACGUCUGCUCUUUCUAGCUCUUCAAAUGUUCCUUUCACCACUGUGGCACCAUGCAAAGCCAAAUCCACCUCAGGCAGUGGCGCUAAUCUAAAAAUAUCCCCAAAAGUGACAAAGAAAAUCACUGCUACGACUGACAUGUCUCAUACUAAACAUACAGCUUCAACUCCUUUAACUCUGAAGACCACUACAUUUGACACUGAUGUCUUAAUAUGCUCUGAGACAAAUCCAAAACCCACUGCCUCAGACACAACUGCCCCUAGCAUAUCAACUGCCCCUGAGGAUAAUCACUUAAACAUGCCUUCUCAAACCGAUGGUGCUACCCCAACAUAUAAUUCUGUAUAUACUGCAUCCUGCACUCAGUCUGCUCGUUGCUCUCCUGAGAGGUCCUACAAGUCUGCCAAAAAGUCCACCGCUGCAGAAAAGACCAAGGCAGCAAGACCCAAACCAGAAGCCCCAGACGAAGUUCGCUCUGUUGAGGUCAUCAAAACCGUGGGCCAGAGCAGCCUUAUGAUUGGCUGGGAGAGGCCGCCACUGGACGAGCUGGGCUGUAGUAAUGGCACAUUUGUGUAUGGCUACAGGGUGUUUGUAGAUGGGGACUUCCACAAAUCUGUCAUGAGCUCUGCGUGCACCAAGUGUGUUCUGGAGAAUGUGAACAUGAGUGUCCCAGUCCACAUCAGUGUCCAAACGUUGGGCUCUAAUGGUCUCAGUUCAAACAGUGUUCACACCACGUACAGUAAUUCAGUCAGAAAAGACCACCAUUGACUCACAGUGUCAUAAUGGUGGCAUAAGUCAACAAUUUAUUAUUUUGUUAGUGUCUCUGUAGGUUUAUGGCAACUUCUCUGUGAAAACCUUCACUGCCAGUAGUUUGAAGCCAUCUAUAGCUGCAGCUCUCUGAGGGACCGUCCUAACCUCCAUCUCAGUGGACAGCGAGGGUGACACCGUCAGACUGCUUUAGAUACCCUCAGGCUCAGGUCAACCAAUCAGAAAAACUUAUCUCCCGUUGUCAUUACCAGCCUAUGAACACGUAGUGACCUGUGGCCGACCACUAAACCUCAAAACAACUUACUGAAGAUGUCAAACUAAACACCGUGUCGGAGUUAAUCUGCAUGUAAAGGCAGGUGAGGAUUAACUCUUGUUGGAAGAACUUCCUGUUCCCGGAUUGACCUUUUGAAUGGAAAGGACAUUGUGAGUGUUUGCCAGGUGUAAGGCCAGAGUGGCUGCCAAUCAAACAAAUCCUGACAAACUGAUGAAAAGUGUUACUUCACUUCAAACUAUAUGAAGCCAAUAUCAAUCACAUUGUCAAAAGCUGCCUGUGACACCAACAUUUAUUAACAUUUUUCAACAAAAUGUUGGAGGGACAUCUGCACCUGCUGCACAUUUAAACACUGUGUUCAACACUGAGAGAUCACGUGUCAUAUGGCUUCACCUGCCUCUCUGGACUCUGUGACAUGACACAGCUGGCUAAAGGGACAUUCACUGUAUGAAAACUGUAUAAUGUGCCGACGCAACAUUGUACCCUGAGUCAUCUUACUUGAUUUUAACAUAUGAAGCCAAAUAUGAAAAAAGAUGAUUCACUCCAAAGACUUAUCCGUUUCCUUCUCCUCAUAGGUCUACGGGGGUUACUUUAAACACAGAAGCCAGGUGUUAUUUUAAGUUCUGAAAUUUGCACACAGUCAUUAUUAAUAAAUCUAGAACAAGAAAUAAAAAAAAAGAGAUUAUCACUGAUAUUUUUUUGUAGAGAAUAUUAUAAAUAUAUGCCAAUGUACCACAUACUGUACGUCUUUUUGUAUGAGUGACACUCUAAUAGAUGUUAUGUUUGCACGCUCAUAUUUUUUUGUUUUAUACAAUGUUCACAACACACAAUAUGAUGUUCGUUUUGCUACUUUAUGUAUGUACGGGUGUGGAGUGAUCAUGGUGCAGCAAAGGUAUUUUUCUAUCAGUAACUGAAAAUAUUGAUUUCCCAUUGAUUCCUUGCGACUGUACAGAGAAUAAAUGUUUAUAUAAUAUGAA